AUGAGUGAGAGGGCUGCGCAGAACCGGAGCACAGGUGGCUGGCUGUUGGUACUGUGCCUGGCCUGGUUGUGGACCCUCUUGGCCUCAGCUUCCUUGCAGCCUCCUACUACGACAGUCCUCAUGAAGCAGGGCACUUGCGAGGUGAUUGCUGCUCACCGCUGCUGCAACCGGAACCGCAUUGAGGAGCGUUCUCAGACUGUCAAAUGCUCCUGCUUUUCUGGCCAGGUGGCUGGCACCACGCGGGCCAAGCCCUCCUGCGUGGACGCCUCCAUCGUCCUGCAGAGGUGGUGGUGUCAGAUGGAGCCCUGCCUGCCGGGGGAGGAGUGUAAGGUGCUCCCGGAUCUGUCAGGAUGGAGCUGCAGCAGUGGACACAAAGUCAAAACCACCAAGGUAUCCAGGUGGACACCUCAUUUCACCCCUCCUCUUCUGCGUUCACCUGGGAUAGAAAAGGGGGCACAGGAACUCUAG
Messenger RNA from Cynocephalus volans (Philippine flying lemur), 468 nucleotides. RefSeq names its product TAFA chemokine like family member 3 (gene TAFA3). Gene Ontology annotation, biological process: negative regulation of microglial cell activation; positive regulation of microglial cell activation. Lineage: Eukaryota; Metazoa; Chordata; Mammalia; Dermoptera; Cynocephalidae. The transcript is spliced from 3 exons. The record is from RefSeq and is a predicted model, not a curated record. Gene Ontology annotation, molecular function: receptor ligand activity. The coding region runs from base 1 to 468 and encodes 155 amino acids.